UUCUCCAUUGGAGUUUUUUAUUCAGUCGGGAGUUGGUGUCGAUCGAUAAUUUCUGAUGUAGUGUGAUGUGAUGCCAUCAUAUUCUUCUAUACAAAGUGAAUGCAAAUAUGCUGCAGUCGAACAAACCGAAUUUGACUUCAUUUCACAUGUCUUACAUAUGAAUAACUGAAUAAUACAAAUUAAUUGAGUCAAUCGAUUAAACAUCGAAAAGUAGCAAUGUCUGAUGUUGAGCUCCUUUCAGAUUUUUACGAGGACAGGAAUGGUUCCCCGAGUAGUGAUCGGACAGAUAUGGCACAAUGCGAAGACACAAACGUUGUUUAUCAUGAAAUGAAUGAUCUGGACUCAGAUGGAGCACAGGAUACUUCAUCUACUGCAGGACUAGAUGAAAUAGAGAGAAAUGUUGGGUUUUGGAAACAGCCACGAAAAUAUGGACCUUGUAGUUGCUGUCACCGAUAUUGUAGAUGGCUGCAUUGCAGAAAGUUCACAGGACGUGAAUUAUUUCUCUUAUGCUUGACCACUUUAUUUGGGAUCAUCCUUGCAAUUUUUGUGUCUGUAACAUGGCAAGCAGGACCAAUAGCUGCCAUUCCAAGCAGAUGGACAUGCAAUAUCACCACUUUGCAGUCAGAUUGUGAUAUUGCUCCAUAUUGUGUAUGGAAGAAUGGGACAUGUGAAGACUUGAGCCCUAAGAUUAGUGAACCACCAACAUGCACAACAAGAGCUUGUGUUGAAGUUGCAAGUAUGCUUGCAAGUUCUAUGGAUGAAACUGUUAAUCCGUGUGAUGAUUUUUACGAAUUUUCUUGUGGUGGUUGGGAAAAGAAAAAUCCUCUUCCAUCAGGACAUGCAUACUGGGACACUUUCAGUAUUCAAAAGAAAAGCAUACAAAUGGAUCUUAAAAAUUUAUUGGAAGAAGAAAUCAAAAACAACACUAAGGAUUCUGCAGAACGGAAAGCCAAAAUUUUCUAUAAAACCUGUUUGAAUUUAACUGCAAUCAAUGAUUAUGGUAUUGAACCGCUUUUGAAGCUUGUUAAAGAGAUUGGUGGUUGGAGUGUGUUUGGUGAAUGGGACAAUACGACAUUCGACCUUAACGCUGUACGAAGAAAAUUAGAACCUUUUGGACUAUCUAACUUCUUCUCUGUCGGCGUCGACACAGACUUGAAACAUGUUGAUAAGAAUAUACUUCAAGUUGACAAUGGACAUCUAAGUCUCAGUAAAAGAAAAUUUUAUGUAAACAAGACCCUUGAUGACAAGAUCUUGAAAGCUUAUCAUGAGUUUAUGGUCGACGUUACUGUACUUCUUGGUGCUGAUAAAAAUAAAACAUCUCAAGCAAUGACGAAUAUAAUUUUAUUUGAGCAAAAACUUGCGAAUAUUCAAAUGCCGGCUGAAAAAGCAAGACAGCGGGAUCGUUACUAUAAAUAUAUGACAAUAAGUCAAUUGCAGGAGAUGACUCCCAUAAUAGAUUGGAUGGAAUAUAUCGGCACAGCUUUCAAAAAUGUUCUGCCCGAUGAAAAACUAAAACCGACUGAAAAAAUUGCAACAUCUUCCGAAGAAUAUCUACAAAAAUUGACAGAUGUCAUAAAAACUACUUCGAACGAGACUCUCAAUAAUUUUAUGAUAUGGCAUCUUGUGUCGACGUUUACUGGACCACUUGGACAAGAUUUCAUUGAUGCCAGAACUAAAAUGAACAAAGCAAUAUAUGGAUCUGAUUCAUCUUGCAAUGAAAGAUGGAGAAGUUGCGUGAGUACAGUCGAUACGUCAUUAGGACUCGCACUCGGAAAAUUAUUUAUUACUAGUAGUUUCGACCACAAGAGCAAGGACAGAGCGGAACUGAUGGUCACAGAAAUAAAAAAUGCAUUCAAGCGGAACUUGCCAAAAACUAGUUGGGUAGACAAAGAAACAGAAGCGAAAGCAAUUAAAAAAGUUGACGCUGUCAGAGAUAUGAUUGGAUUUCCAGAUUACAUUCUUAACGAGACAAGAGUCAAUAGCGAGUAUAUGGAUUUUGAUUUCACUGAAAAAACGUCGUAUUUUGAUGUGAUAUAUAAAUAUUAUUUAUUUAUUCGGAGGGAAGAACUUAAAAUGUUGAGGAAAAAAGUCGACAAAGAUGACUGGGAAAUGACCCCUCCGACCUUGAACGCUUAUUACUCACCAACUGAAAACACAAUAGUGUUCCCAGCUGGAAUACUCCAACCUCCGGCGUACAGCAGUAGCUAUCCACAAUCAAUUAAUUUUGGCGGAAUUGGAUUGGUUGUUGGGCAUGAAUUAACACACGGCUUUGAUGAUCAAGGAAGAAAAUUCGGUCUCGAUGGCAAUCUUAAUAACUGGUGGAAGAAUGAAACUGCUGAAAAGUUCAAGAAAAAGGCUGAAUGCAUGAUCGAGCAAUAUUCUAACUACAAGAUAGGGGGUCGGAACAUUAACGGAAACAUUACUGUCGGAGAGAACAUUGCGGACAAUGGUGGAUUGAGACUUGCAUAUGAUGCGUAUAUGCAUUGGAGAGAAAAUGGGGACGCUGAUUUAGAAGACCCAUUAUUGCCGUCGUUGAAUUAUACAAGAGAUCAAUUGUUUUUUAUCGGCUUCGCACAGCUUUGGUGCUCUGUUAGUACUCCUGAAUACAUGAAGAAAAGUGUUUUAGUCAGCGUGCAUUCUCCUAGUAAAAUCAGAGUGCUAGGUACGGCAUCGAAUUCGAAAGAAUUUGCCAAAGCGUUCCAAUGUCCCAUCGGCAGUCCAAUGAAUCCAGAAAACAAAUGUAGUGUUUGGUAAGAGCACUACUCCUAAUGGUAAUUCAUAUACUUUGUAACAAGAAUUCAGUUACUUGUACUAUUUUGAAUCAUAUAAUAAUUCCGUAUAGAUAUAUGAAGCGUCUGUGGUGUUGAUGGUACUAAAUACACAUCUUUUUCAAGUUUUAGCAUUAAGAUUUACCUUCUUUGAAGUUUGUAUUGCAUUUCUCUUUCUUUCUUUCAUUUACCUAAUUCUAGUUUUUAUUGGCAUAUAACAAUUUUAUACACAAAGCUGGCAUGUCAAUUUCAAGUAUACUGCACGUUUAGAGCAAUGUAAGACUCUAUAUUGUAAUCAUGGGUAAAUUAGCUCGUUCAGAUCAUUCAAAAAGUUUUUUUUUGGAAAAUAUUAUAUGAAAUUUGCUAUCGCUGUGGGAAAAUCAUGAAUUAUGUUUAAUUUUACGAUAUAUGUAAUAAUAUUUGAUUCAAGAGUCGUGCUGCACACUCACACGAAUAUAUUUCUGUAACGUUUCGUCUGACCAAAGUCAGAAAUACAUUUGCAAUAUUGUGCAGCAAGACUCUUGAAUCAAUCAGAAUAGUUAUUUUUAUUCCUGCAUCCUUGCUUUAUACACAUCCACUUGUUAUUUAGUCUUGUGUAACCCCCAUCUGAUAAAUACAUUAUAACUUCGCUAAAAAA
Molecule: messenger RNA, 3405 nt
Organism: Styela clava
Lineage: Eukaryota; Metazoa; Chordata; Ascidiacea; Stolidobranchia; Styelidae
Source: RefSeq, a predicted model, not a curated record